Molecule: messenger RNA, 682 nt
Organism: Fusarium odoratissimum NRRL 54006
Lineage: Eukaryota; Fungi; Ascomycota; Sordariomycetes; Hypocreales; Nectriaceae
Exons: 1
Coding region: 558-680 (40 amino acids)
Source: RefSeq, a predicted model, not a curated record
CAUUUGCUAAGUUGGAGUAAUGAAGAAUCCGUGGCGCCAUUCUCGAAUGUCAAGUGCUGUAGCUGUUAUAGCGUCAUGCAUUAGCGUCAGCUGCAUGAUUGUUGCAAUUUUCAAUGAGGAAAUAAAGACACGCGGUAUCGAGACAAUUAAAUUCGAAUUCCCCAAACUAGUCUCUCGCUUUGACCUGGAUGAUGUUAGAGAUCGUGUCCCUGACGUUGCCUCCAAGAUCGAGGGAGGAGCAAGUCGGAUAGUCGAAGAAGUAUCUUCCAAGGCUACGGCCAUCUCAAACGCUUUGAAAAAUAUACCAACCGAAGUGUCUCUUGGCAUGGACGAGGUAUGCUGGGGUGCCUCCCCAAACCAAUGCACGCCAAUCUGGAAGGGUAUGGACAACUGGUUCCCGGGUCCAUUGGAACAGUUUAUCAAGAUCAAGCAAUAUCCAUGGGCUCUUGACAUCAUAAAGCUCAAUAUACUCAGGACAGGCACCACAAUAGCAACAGCACUCUUCUUUCUAGCCCUGUUUGAGUGGCUAGUCUCAACCCUAUGGUGGAAAAGUACGUAUGACAGUGCUACUACAGAAGAAGAGAAGGAUAUAUCAAGGGAGGGGGAGGAAAUACCAAGGGAGGGAGAGGAGAAGGAAUUGCCAAGAGAGGGAGAGGAGAAGGAAAUGUCAAGAGAGGUGAAA